CUCAAUUGCUUCUCUUCUCUGUAUCCUUUCCUGUCCUUCCUUUUACCUUUUCAUCCUUUUCAUUCCUUUUUUUUUCUUUCUGCGUUCCGUUAUCCUUGCGCGUAGGAAACAAGCAUGGUUUUAGAAGCUCGCGUCAAAUCCGCCCUUUCAGGCGACACGGUGCUGCUGUCGAACAUCCACAAUCCCUCACAAGAACGCACUCUCAGCUUGGCUUAUGUGUCAGCGCCGAGACUACGGAAGGAGGGUGAUGAGCCAUUUGGAUUCCACUCGCGCGAAUUCCUCAGAGAGAUCCUCGUCGGCAAGGUUGUUCGUUUCGAAAUACUAUACACCGUCUCAACUGGCGCAAAGCGCGAAUACGGUACCAUCACUCUUCCUGGCUCCAACGCCUCCUUGCCCGCAAUAUGCGUCCAGGAAGGCUGGGUCCGUGUCCGCGACGAGGCAGGGAAGCGGGCCGAUGAGUCCAGCGACAUAAUAGCCUUCAUUGACGACCUCCGCGCGCUUGAAGAAAUAGCUAGAGGUGAAGAACGGGGUAUCUGGGGUGCUACGGAAGGUGGUCGCACCGAGACUGUUCAUCAGACGUCGGACCCGCAGGCCCUGGUGAAGGAGUGGAAGGGCAAGACCCUCUACGGUAUCGUUGAGAAAGUCUUGACUGGUGACAGACUGCUUCUUCGCUUGCUUCUCUCGCCGCAUGAGCAUCUCCAGACUGUCGUUGCGGUAGCGGGUGUCAGGGCCCCGGCGACCAAGCGCGUGAAUGCUGCUGAUGGCACAGAGCAACCUGCGGAGCCGUUUGGAGAGGAGGCCCAGCAGUACGUGGAAGAAAGAUUGCUUCAGCGGAAGGUGCAGGUGUCCCUGCUAGGUGUCACGCCUCAAGGCCAAUUUAUCGCCACGGUCCUCCAUCCGAUGGGCAACAUCGCCAAGUUCGUUCUGGAAGCCGGAUUGGCUCGCUGCAAUGACCUUCAUUCUACCUUGCUCGGCCCCAACAUGGCCACUUUCCGACAGGCAGAAAGAACCGCAAGGGAUGCUAGGAAGGGUGUGUUCGCGGGGCUUGGUGCUCCGAAAGGCCCUGCUGCUGGGGCAACCGAGACAGAUUACGUUGUGAGCCGUGUAGUGUCUGCAGACACCAUCCUCAUUAGAGAAAAGGGCGGUAAUGAGAAGAGGAUCAGCCUCAGUAGCAUCAGACAGCCCAAGCCGUCAGACCCCAGUCAGGCACCGUUCGGAGCUGACGCGAAGGAGUUCGUGCGCAAGAGGCUCAUUGGGAAGCACGUCAAGGUUACUAUCAACGGCAAGAAGCCGGCAACAGAGGGAUACGAGGAGAGGGAGGUCGCUACAGUUAUCCUUGGAAACACCAACAUCGCCCUGGCGCUCGUUGAAGCUGGCUAUGCAUCUGUGAUCCGUCAUCGUGCUGACGACGAGGAUCGGUCCCCCGACUACGACGCACUGCUGGCUGUAGAACUGACUGCCCAGAACGAAGGCAAAGGAAUGUGGUCAUCUAAACCACCCAAGGCGCAGCAGUACCGGGAUUACUCGGAGAGUCUGCGAACAGCCAAGAUGGAGAUUUCCGUUCUCCAACGCCGGAAGCGAGUUCCUGCCAUCGUCGAUUACGUUAAGUCUGGAUCUCGAUUCAGUUUACUUAUUCCCAGGGAAAAUGCCAAGUUGACUCUUGUUCUUUCUGGGAUUUAUACUCCCCGAUCCGCUCGUAACCCCGAAGAAAAAUCGGAGCCCUUUGGCCAAGAAGCUCACGAUUUUGCGAAUAGAAGGUGCAUGCAGCGUGACGUUGAGAUUGACGUUGAGACCCUAGACAAGGUUGGCGGCUUCAUCGGUACUCUCUAUGUGAACGGACAGAAUUUUGCAAAAGCUCUUCUAGAAGAAGGAUUGGCUUCUGUCCAUGAGUACUCCGCUGAGCAAUCCGGUCAUGCGUCGGAGUAUUUCGCUGCGGAAAAGAGAGCUCAGGCUGCACGCAAGGGUCUAUGGCGCCAUUACGAUCCUAACAAGGAGGAUGAAGCAGACGAAGAGGCGUCGGCGGAGACGGGCAACGGCCAGGCUCCUCAACGCCGCAAAGAUUACCGCGACGUCAUGCUCACCUUCGUCGACCCCACCAGUGCACGUCUCAAGGUGCAGCAAAUCGGCUCCGGUACGUCUGCUCUGACUGAGCUGAUGAGCGAAUUCCGGAAGUUCCACCUCAAUAAGGCCAAUGCUACUCCACUCCCCGGUGCUCCCAAGGCCGGUGAUCUCGUCGCGGCCCGAUUCACAGAAGACAAUGAAUGGUACCGAGCCAGGAUCCGACGCAACGACCGCGAGAAGAAGCAAGCAGAAGUGGUGUACAUUGACUUCGGCAAUGCUGAGACCCUACCUUGGUCUGACCUCCGUCCUCUUACGCAGCCGCAGUUCUCCACCCAGAAACUCCGGCCGCAGGCGGUGGACGCCGUGCUUUCGUUCUUGCAGUUCCCUGCUUCUGGCGACUAUCUAGCCGACGCCGUCCGGUUCAUUGAAGAGCAGACCUAUGACCGCCAACUCGUGGCGAACGUGGACUAUAUUUCUCCUGAAGGCACUCUGCACAUCACCCUGCUGGACCCGUCCGUGUCGAAGAACUUGGACCAAAGUAUUAACGCCGAUGUCGCCCGCGAGGGUCUCGCCAUGGUGCCCAGGAAGCUGAAGGCGUGGGAACGUUCCGCCAAGGAUACCCUAGCGCACUUGCGGACCCUCGAGGAAGAGGCUAAGCAGGAGAGAAAGGGCAUGUGGGAGUAUGGGGAUUUGACGGAGGACUAGACUGAUGGUGUACUACCUCCAUUUCAAAUGCUUCUUUCACUAGGGCCCUAUCCGGAGGGUUCUCUGUAUUUGUACAGGCACUGGAUAUUUGAGAUUUCCCACCAUGUUUCUUUUUCGUUUGUCUACUCAUUUAUUGUACUUGUUUCUUCUAUUAAUGGCCCUCGCCCUCAUCUUCACCGCUGUUCAUAAGGGUACUGCAAAAAACAAAAAAGGGAAACAAAAGUAAUUUAAAUCAAAGCGAGAAAUGG
Messenger RNA from Monascus purpureus, 3014 nucleotides. The record is from the annotation of a GenBank genome assembly. NCBI's taxonomy places the organism in Eukaryota, Fungi, Ascomycota, Eurotiomycetes, Eurotiales, Aspergillaceae.